GCUGCGCCCCCAGCGCCGCGGACCGGGACCUGACCGGCACCCGAGGAGGACCCCCGCCCGUGACGCCGCCGCCGCAGGCCCGGAGCCCGGGGCCGCGGGACUGGCGAGAUGGCCGAUGAGGUCGACUGGCUGGACCUGCCCGGCCGCUGGACCUACGGAGUUGACUGCGGUGGGAGGAUCUUCUUCGUCAAUGACGAGGACAAGUCAACCAGCUGGAUGCACCCUGGCACGGGAGCCUCCAUCCAGAGUGGACACACUGCCAACCCAGGUUUACCCAAGGGCUGGGAGAUGGAUUGUACCGCGGAAGGCGCUGUGUAUUUCAUCAACCACAAUGAAAGACGGAACACGUUUCUGCACCCAGUGACCGGCCAGGUCCCUGAGGAAAACAAAAAAUUCAGCUUGAAAACAUCGGCCCUGGACAUGUCCAAUAAAACAAGUGGUAAACGCCCAACUACCAACCACAGUGACAUUUCCAACCACAACAUGGUGUCCGAGGUCCCACCAGAGCAGCCCAACAUCCGGGCCACUCGAACAUCCCGCAAAGCCAUCGCCUUUGGCAAGCGCUCACACUCCAUGAAGAGGAACCCCAACGCCCCCGUCACCAAGGCGGGCUGGCUCUUCAAACAGGCCAGCUCUGGGGUCAAGCAGUGGAAUAAGCGCUGGUUCGUCCUGGUGGACCGCUGCCUCUUCUACUACAAAGAUGAGAAGGAGGAGAGCAUCCUGGGCAGCAUCCCCCUCCUGAGCUUCCGGGUCGCCGCUGUGCAGCCCUCUGACAACAUCAGCCGCAAGCACACGUUUAAGGCUGAGCAUGCCGGCGUCCGCACCUACUUCUUCAGUGCGGAGAGCCCCGAGGAGCAGGAGGCCUGGAUCCAGGCCAUGGGGGAGGCGGCCCGCGUCCAGAUCCCUCCAGCCCAGAAGGCGGCACCUCAACCUGGGCGCCACAGCCAGGAGAAACCGGACUCAGAAAACAUCCCCCCAGGGAAGCAACGCCCGCAGCCGCUGCACAACAGCCUGAGCAAGCCCGAGCCUGAGGCCAAGACCCGCGGCGAGGGCGACGGCCGGGGCUGCGAGAAGGUGGAGCGGAGGCCCGAGCUCAAGAAGGAGCCCCUGGUGAAAGCCAACGGCGUGCCAGCCGGACCCGAGCCAGGCUCGGAGCCGGGCAGCCCGUACCCCGAGGGCCCCAGGGUCCCAGGGGGUGGGGAGCAGCCGGCCCAGCCCAAUGGCUGGCAGUACAGCUCCCCCAGCCGGCCCGCGAGCACCGCGUUCCCGCCGCAGGAUGCGGAGAGCGGCUGCCGGCGGAGCUUCCCGCCGCGCACCAACCCGGACAAGAUCGCCCAGCGCAAGAGCUCCAUGAACCAGCUGCAGCAGUGGGUGAACCUGCGCCGGGGCGUGCCCCCGCCAGAAGACCUGCGGAGCCCCUCCAGGUUCUAUCCUGUGUCCCGCAGAGUCCCAGACUAUUACAACCCCUACUCUUCCCAGUACCCGGAGGAUUACCAGUACUACCCGCCGGGUGUGCGGCCGGAGAGCAUCUGCUCUGUGCCCGCCUACGAUCGGAUCAGCCCGCCCUGGGCGCUGGAGGACAAACGGCACCCCUUCCGCAACGGGGGCGGGCCCGCCUACCAGCUGCGUGAGUGGAAGGAGCCCGCUGGCUACGGCCGCCCGGAUGGCACCAUGUGGGUCUCCAGCCCCUCCCGGCAGCCCGUCUACUACGACGAACUGGACGCAGCCUCGAGCUCCCUGCGCCGCCUGUCACUGCAGCCCCGCUCCCACUCGGUGCCUCGCUCGCCCAGCCAGGGCUCCUACAGCCGCACCACCCGCAUCUACUCCCCCGCCCGCUCGCCCAGUGCCCGUUUCGACAGGCUGCCCCCUCGCAGCGAGGACAUCUACGUGGACCCAGCUGCCUACGUGAUGAGGAGGUCCAUCAGCUCCCCCAAGUAUGAUUACCUGGGAGACAGGCGGCCGGCCCCGGCGGGACUCUUCCCCCACAACUACCCGCCAUCCCCCUCGGUCCACGAUAAGAUGGAUGAACUAUUAGAUCUUCAAUUGCAAAGAAACCUAGAGUAUUUGGAUCAGCAGAUGAGUGACAGCGAGACACUCAUCAGUAUGGUGAACCACAUGGUGGAGAACUCCUCCCCCAGGGCUCAAGUCUUUAUGCAAGUCCCUCCGUACCCUGAUGUGUUCCGGGAUGGACUCCACACCUACAAGUUGAACGAGCAAGACACAGAUAAGCUGUUGGGCAAACUGUGUGAGCAGAACAAGAUGGUACGAGAGCAGGAACGGCUGGUGCAGCAACUGCGGGCCGAGAAGGAGAGCUUGGAAAGCGCCUUGAUGGGAACCCACCAGGAGUUGGAGAUGUUCGGCAGCCAGCCCGCCUACCCAGAGAAGCUGCUGCACAAGAAGGAGUCACUGCAGAACCAGCUCAUCAACAUCCGUGUGGAGUUGUCUCAGGCUACCACGGCUCUGACGAACAGCACCCUGGAGUAUGAGAAUCUUGAGUUGGAGGUCUCUGCCCUACACGAUGACCUCUGGGAACAGCUCAAUUUGGAUCUGCAGAAUGAAACCCUCAACAGGCAGAUCCAGAAGGAGAUCUGGCGCAUCCAGGACGUCAUGGAGGGACUGAGGAAGAACAACCCGUCCCGGGGCACGGACACGGCCAAGCACAGAGGAGGACUCGGCCAUUCGGCCACCUACAGCUCCAACAGCCCAGCCAGCCCUCUCAGCUCUGCCAGCCUCACCAGCCCCCUGAGCCCCUUCUCUAUGGUGUCUGGCUCCCAGGGGUCCCCCACCAAGCCCGGUUCCAAUGAGGAAUCUGGCCCGCCUCGGCCUCCCCUCCCCAAAGCCUACGUCCCCCUGGAGUCCCCUCCAACUGUCCCUCCACUCCCUAACGACAGCCGCUUCUGGCCCUAUCCCACCUCCCCUUCUUGGCACCGCAGUGGCGAGACAGCCAGGGGGCAGUGCAAGACCAGCUACGAGCCAAGCAAGAAGGAUCCCCUCCAGGACGCCCCCCACGACAUCAGCCUUGUGCCCACUAGGCAAGAGGUAGAAGCCGAGAAGCAAGCUGCUCUCAAUAAAGUGGGCAUCGUGCCGCCACGGGCAAAGUCGCCAGCCGAUGAAGAGGUGACCCCAUCGGCAGUGGUGAGGAGGCCCGCCAACGGGCUCCCCAACGGGCUGGCCUCUCGGCAGGAACGCCCCAAGAGUGCACUGUUUCCUGGCGAGGGGAAGGUGAAGAUGAGCGUGGAGGAGCAGAUCGACCGCAUGCGGCGGCACCAGAGCGGCUCCAUGAAGGAGAAGCGGAGGAGCCUGCAGCUGCCCGCCAGCCCUGCCCCUGAGCCCAGCCCCCGGCCUGCCUACAAAGUGGUGCGCCGUCACCGCAGCAUCCACGAGGUCGACAUCUCCAACCUGGAGGCGGCCCUGCGCGCCGAGGAACCUGGCGGGCAGGCGUACGAGACACCACGGGAGGAAAUCGCCCGGCUGCGCAAGAUGGAGCUGGAGCCCCAGCACUACAACGUGGACAUCAACAAGGAGCUCUCCACCCCAGACAAAGUCCUCAUCCCUGAACGCUACAUUGAUCUGGAGCCCGACAUCCCUCUGAGCCCCGAGGAGCUGAAGGAGAAGCAGAAGAAGGUGGAGAGGAUCAAGACGCUCAUUGCCAAGUCCAGUAUGCAGAACGUGGUGCCCACCGGCGAGGGGGACUCUGUGGACGUGCCUCAGGACUCAGAGAGCCAGCUGCAGGAGCAGGAGAAGCGGAUUGAAAUCUCCUGUGCCCUGGCGACCGAGGCCUCCCGCAGGGGCCGCAUGCUGUCUGUGCAGUGUGCAACCCCCAGCCCUCCCACCUCCCCUGCUUCCCCGAUUCCACCAGCCAACCCCCUGCCGUCUGUCCCCACGGGCGCCGACAGCAGCCAAGCCAUGCGGCUCUGA
This is a messenger RNA of Ochotona princeps (American pika), 3918 nucleotides long. It is a transcript of the gene PLEKHA6, whose product is annotated as pleckstrin homology domain containing A6. Gene Ontology annotation, molecular function: protein binding. The record is from RefSeq and is a predicted model, not a curated record. Lineage: Eukaryota; Metazoa; Chordata; Mammalia; Lagomorpha; Ochotonidae.